AUGGACCGGGUGUUUAAACGUAUUGGGGAAGGUCUAUAUAUCUUUGAUUCCCUGUACGAUAGGCAUCAAAGCUGUUCAAACUCAUCACAGAAAGAUAAGCUGGAGGCUGAUCUAAAAAAGGAAAUCAAGAAGCUGCAGCGAUUCAGAGAACAAGUCAAGAGUUGGCAGGCGACCAAUGAAAUCAAAGAGAAGAGGAGAUUGAUAGAGAACAGAAAGCUCGUUGAAAUAGCCAUGGAGAAAUUCAAAUCAGUGGAAAGGGGCUCCAAGCAAAAAGCCUAUUCGGACGAGGUACUAAUGGGGAUCUCAGAAAGCAUGGAACCAGAAGAAGCUGCAAAGUUUGCUGCAAUAGAGUUUCUGCAGAAAUCUCUAGAUGAGAUUGAACGACAGGUGGAAGGGCUUGAAGCUGAGAUUGAUAAGGCUAGUUUCUCCAAAAAAAGUCGCAAGGCUCAUUCUGACAUUGACGAGCAUCAAGAAGUUUUGGAAGUUACGCUUGAGCGACUCCAUUGGCACCAAGAAAAGUUAGAGAUUGCACUUCGUUUAUUAGAGAAUGAUAUUUUGAAGCCUGAAAAGUUGAUGCAGAUCAAGGAUGAUUUGGAAUAUUAUUUGGAAAGCAACCAAGAGUACGAUUUUAUGGAAGAUGAUACUCUUUAUGACGACCUCAAUCUAAAUGUAGACCAAUCUUUGGCGCAUGAGGUCACUACUUCCUUUUGUAAAGCAGAAGACCAUGAUGUUUCCUUGAGCCCCCUCCCUUCAACAGAUAGCACUUCCUCAGUACAUAAGAAACUCAAAGAAGACCCCCAAAAAAGCUCUUUUGGUUCACAAGUUCUUUCAAGUAACUCUGCGAGUCCGGUAAGCACUCAAUCCCUCAUGGACAGCGGACCCCAGAAUUCCAAACUACUAACAACUUCUUUACGACCUGCCUCAGUGCCAGUUAAACCUUCGUCAGACGUGAGAUGGGCUGUUGCCAUAAAUAAAACAGACAAGCUGUUCCAGGCAAAACCCAUUUCCAGCUCUUCAGAGCAGUUUACCUCUCUGAAUGGCUCCUUGACCUCCUCUCAUAACCAGCAGCUUAUCCCCCAAGAUCAAAAUCGAAUAUCAAUAACAGAUAGUACGAUAGCCUCAAUGCCCCCAGGUAUUCAAAACCUGAUCCUUGGUUUUUUGGAUUCAAGGAAGAGUUCGAAGAAACUCAUGAAAAGUAAUGCGAUUUACACACAAGCAUGGAAUUUCUCUUCAUAUUUUUCUCCACCAGAAACUGCUAUACCUUCUUCAUUAGAAUCACAGAGAGUUGCAAUGAUUUGGAAUUCAAUUCGUGGAAGUGCCGAUUUGCAUUCUUUGGUGCAACGAGUGGAUACAGCAACCUUAUUUUACGCCUUUUACUUUGCGUCAACGCCUUAUGAAAGGGUUGUUUCUAAGAAUGUACUUGUAAAUUUAAGACAUUGGAAACUGCACCACAACCAAAAGUUAUGGUUCCAACGUUUUGGCCAACCUAAAUCUGUCGGGGAGGGCUUUGAGAUUGCCGAUUUCAAAGUGUUUGACGCUGCUUCAUGGAGUCUGAAAGAGAUGCUUAACUACAAGUUUGAGUACAGUUUCUUAUUUUCUGACAAUGCAAGAUAA
Komagataella phaffii GS115 is the source of this 1614-nucleotide messenger RNA. Its product is annotated as Subunit of the CCR4-NOT complex. The coding region runs from base 1 to 1614 and encodes 537 amino acids. Gene Ontology annotation, biological process: nuclear-transcribed mRNA poly(A) tail shortening; regulation of DNA-templated transcription. Gene Ontology annotation, cellular component: CCR4-NOT core complex; nucleus; P-body. The record is from RefSeq and is a predicted model, not a curated record. The transcript has a single exon. NCBI's taxonomy places the organism in Eukaryota, Fungi, Ascomycota, Pichiomycetes, Pichiales, Pichiaceae.